Messenger RNA from Vigna radiata var. radiata (mung bean), 1955 nucleotides. Its product is annotated as probable protein phosphatase 2C 42. Gene Ontology annotation, biological process: protein dephosphorylation. Bases 397 to 1554 code for a protein of 385 amino acids. The transcript is spliced from 5 exons. Gene Ontology annotation, molecular function: cation binding; protein serine/threonine phosphatase activity. NCBI's taxonomy places the organism in Eukaryota, Viridiplantae, Streptophyta, Magnoliopsida, Fabales, Fabaceae. The record is from RefSeq and is a predicted model, not a curated record.
AUGAUGAAGGAGAGAAGUGAGAAAAGUAAAGAAAAAUGAUGUAAAUAAAAAAAGACAUUGAAAAGAAAAGCACGCAACAAGAAGGGCUUCCCCACAGCAUCCUCACCCAACAAGAGAAGGAACCAGCCCAUUCCUGUUCCUCUACCACCGAACACACGCUUUCUUUCACGUUAACCUGCGCCCCUGCUUAUCCUGCGCACCCUUUCUUUUUUUUCCCUUCCACACCCUUCUCUUUUCCUCUCUCCUUCUUCAGAUUCGGAGCACGGCGCCCCCAGUGGGAAAGGUUCGGGUGUUGGGGGCCUAGGGUUAGGGUUUCUGAGAGAUGUGGGAUGCUCCAGGCAUUGAUGAGUCUUAUCGCGCGCUGUUGGAAACCGUUCGGGCUCGGUGACGACGCCAAUGCCGGAAGAGAAUGUAAGGACGGCCUCCUCUGGUUCCGCGACAUCGGAAGGUUCGCCGCCGGCGAUUUCUCCAUGGCCGUCGUCCAGGCCAACCAGGUCCUCGAGGACCAGAGCCAGAUCGAGUCCGGGCCCUUCGGCACCUUCGUCGGAGUCUACGACGGCCACGGCGGCCCCGAUUGUUCGCGUUAUGUUUGUGAUAACUUGUUCCGUAAUCUCCAAGUCUUCACAAGAGUCACGAACAGUUGAAAGGUGUGUGCUGGUUCUUAUCUGUGUUGGAGAUCUCUUGGAGCCAUUUGUAUGUUGUUAUUGUCUUAGGAGUGGUGUUUGUGCUGCAGCGAUAUUGGCCGAGUCACAUAGUGUUGUGACUUCUGAGGUCAUUCAGCAGGCGUUCCGGCGGACCGAGGAGGGAUUCACGGCGCUUGUUUCAGAGUUGUGGAGCUCCCGGCCGCAAAUUGCAACCACUGGAACGUGUUGUUUGGUUGGAGUUAUUUGUCGGCAGACGCUGUUUGUGGCGAGUCUUGGAGAUUCCCGUGCUGUGUUGGGUAGGAGAGUUGGCAACACUGGUGGGAUGGCUGCAAUGCAGCUGUCCACCGAGCACAACGCGAAUAUUGAGGCUGUUAGGCAGGAGCUUAAGGAAUUGCACCCGGAUGACCCCCAGAUUGUUGUCCUGAGACAUGGAGUGUGGAGAGUCAAGGGCAUAAUUCAGGUUUCUAGAUCUAUAGGUGACGUAUAUAUGAAACAUGCGCAGUUUAACCGGGAACCCAUUAAUGCGAAAUUCAGACUCCCUGAACCAAUGAACAUGCCUUUCUUGUCUGCUAAUCCAACUGUUAUUUCUCAUCCAAUCCAACCAAAUGAUUCCUUCCUUAUAUUUGCGUCAGAUGGUUUAUGGGAGCACCUAAGUAAUGAUCAAGCAGUGGAUAUUGUUCACAGCAGUCCACGUGCGGGUAGUGCCAAGAGACUUAUCAAGGCUGCCCUACAAGAAGCGGCAAGAAAACGUGAAAUGCGAUAUUCAGACCUUUAUAAGAUUGACAAGAAGGUUCGUCGCCAUUUUCACGACGAUAUAACUGUUAUUGUUUUAUUCUUAAACCACGACCUUAUAUCCAGAGGCGCAGUUCUAAAUACGCCACUCACAGUUCGAAGUGCUCUCGAUCACUGACACUCUUAUGAUUGUAAACACGUACGCUUCUCUUAUACGGGUGUUCUGCCAACUGUGCCAAUACCACAAAAUACUCAUUUGGCACGUUGCUAGAAUAUACCAUUCAUAGUGCUCCUACCUAUGCUCACUCACACCCAGACAACUUAUUCAUGCUCCAAAACUUGUAACACUUGUUAGAAAUUUAUCCAUCAAAAACGAAAAGAAAAAAAGGGAAAGAAAUCAGAAAGUAACUUUUCAUUGCCAAUUCACCAAAUCCCUUCCCUAGAUUUACGUAAUGCUGUCAUUGCUAGUGCUUGAUCUAAUCUUGGUGUAAAUUUCGUGGACGAGCAAGGUUGUAUGAGUUCGUCGAUAAUCCUCAGUCAGCAUCGUGAUUGAAUGAAUUCAUAUAUUUGAUCAGAAGU